This is a messenger RNA of Cylindrotheca closterium, 498 nucleotides long. Lineage: Eukaryota; Bacillariophyta; Bacillariophyceae; Bacillariales; Bacillariaceae. The record is from the annotation of a GenBank genome assembly.
AUGGUUCUCGCAAAAAAAAGAACAAGACCGUGCCAGGAAAGAGGAUGCAAAAGGAGUAAAAAGCAAGAAAGUGAUAAGAACACAAGGAAUUCUGACACAAAGAAUUCUGAGAAAUUGUCACCGGAAGAUGCAAUGCAGCAAAAAAUUGCCAUCAACAUCAUCAGUGCUGUAGCAGAAGAGUGUGAGCUUUCUGCCAAGGAAUAUCAAGAAAAAUUUGACGAAGUUACUCAGCAAUGGGAACCUAAGUUUGCAACAAUUGCCCUCUUUAUCAGCUGGGCCAAACAUAAUUGUCGCCACUUCAACAACAAUACUAUAUCUCUUGUUCAAACUAUCGCAGAUCAAUGUGGAAUUAUUACACUCGAUCUCAUGGAAGAAGUGAAAUCAUAUCGUAUGGUUCGGGCUGAAGGCGGCAAUAGCUACCAAAUGCAAUUUGCCAAAACAAAAGGUCAAGACGAAAGUGAGGUUCGGGCAGUAGUGUUGGGAUAUGACGAAAUAUGA